Molecule: messenger RNA, 1184 nt
Organism: Suricata suricatta (meerkat)
Lineage: Eukaryota; Metazoa; Chordata; Mammalia; Carnivora; Herpestidae
Product: transcription initiation factor TFIID subunit 4-like
Exons: 6
Biological process (GO): transcription initiation at RNA polymerase II promoter; DNA-templated transcription
Cellular component (GO): transcription factor TFIID complex
Molecular function (GO): DNA binding; RNA polymerase II general transcription initiation factor activity
Source: RefSeq, a predicted model, not a curated record
CCGCCGGCCCCCGGCACCCCCACCGGGCUGCCCAAGGGCUCGGCCAGCGCGGGGCCCCAGAGCCUGCCCAGGACGCCCUCCGCCACCACCGGCGGGAUCCGGGCCACGCUGACGCCCACGGUCCUCGCCCCUCGCCUGCCGCAGCCGCCUCAGAACCCGACCAACAUCCAGAACUUCCAGCUGCCCCCAGGUAUGGUCCUCGUGCGGAGCGAGAACGGGCAGUUGUUAAUGAUUCCUCAGCAGGCCUUGGCCCAGAUGCAGGCCCAGGCCCACGUGCAGACCCAGCCUCAGACCGCCAUGGCGCCCCGCCCUGCAACCCCCACAAGUGCCCCUCCCGUCCAGAUCUCUACCGUGCAGGCACCCGGGACCCCGAUCAUUGCACGGCAGGUGACCCCAACGACCAUAAUCAAGCAAGUGUCUCAGGCCCAGACGACGGUACAGCCCGCCACGGCGCUGCAGCGUUCGCCCGGAGUGCAGCCUCAGCUGGUCCUGGGUGGCGCUGCCCAGACAACUUCCCUCGGGACGGCCACGACUGUUCAGACGGGGACGCCUCAGCGAGCGGUCCCAGGGGCCACAGCCACCUCCACGGCUGCCACGGAAACCAUGGAAAACGUGAAGAAAUGUAAAAAUUUUCUAUCUACGCUAAUAAAACUGGCCUCAUCCGGUAAACAGUCUACAGAGACAGCUGCUAACGUGAAGGAACUGGUCCAGAACCUACUGGAUGGAAAAAUCGAAGCGGAAGAUUUCACCAGUAGGUUAUACCGAGAACUUAAUUCUUCACCUCAACCUUACCUUGUGCCUUUCCUGAAGGUAAAUGCAGGGUCUCCGGCAGCGCCGCACCAGCAGCUUGCCAUGGGCCGGGGGAGAGGAGGGGAGGGGAGGCGCCCAGGUGUCCCUGCGGGUUUGUGGGUUUCAGGUGCCCGGUGGCGCUUGUCGGGCUUCCCGUCAGGAGGCUUUUCCGUGGCCACCGGGCCAGGCCCGCCAGUCGGGCUUAGGGUUCAAAGGCAUCAGGCCGGCCUCUUAAGUUUUUGCCGCCAUGACAUUCUUUAGAGCGUUUCAAAAAUACUUUUUUUUUCUGAACAAAUUUUAGCCGACUCUUUCGGAGAGUAACCUUGGUGGGGCUGGGGGUCUGUGAGCGUGGCUGCCCCUCCCCCUGCCCCCGACGCCCAGACCCGCGUGGUCGA